Messenger RNA from Arabidopsis lyrata subsp. lyrata, 1967 nucleotides. RefSeq lists its product as uncharacterized. NCBI's taxonomy places the organism in Eukaryota, Viridiplantae, Streptophyta, Magnoliopsida, Brassicales, Brassicaceae. Gene Ontology annotation, cellular component: U2 snRNP; U2-type prespliceosome; catalytic step 2 spliceosome. Gene Ontology annotation, biological process: regulation of alternative mRNA splicing, via spliceosome; mRNA cis splicing, via spliceosome. The record is from RefSeq and is a predicted model, not a curated record. Gene Ontology annotation, molecular function: RNA binding. The annotation marks the transcript as partial. The transcript has 2 exons.
AGAGGGGAUUUUCCAGUUUCCUUGUAUCGUCGAUGUCUAAGCUCCAAGUCGGUCUUUCUAAACGUUACGGCGGUUCUUGCGGCGGGACUGUUCCUGACCGGAUGAGUGCUUGUAUAGAGAACAUGGCGGCAGGUGAAAUAAUCACUGAGCAGCCUCCAGAAAGCAUAGUAGGAUUGAUCGAGAAAAUGGCAUAUGUGGUUGCACUAAGGGGGCCGGAGUUUGAGAAGGAGAUGAUAAUCGUUAAUAGGGGAGAUACAACUUUCAGCUUUAUGAGUAGCUCAGACCCUAAUCACGCUUUGUACCAGCAAAAGCUUACUGAAUAUCAAGGAGGUAAACCUCCGGAUUUCCAACCUAAUACUCCAGCUACUCGUGAGCCUAAGGGCAAAGCACAAUCCUAUGAUCUUGAGCCUCCUCCCUCAAAGGAGCCUCGAUAUACCGAGAUCUCACGCAGGGAGAAGGAGCUUUGUACUAUUAAGCUCAUUGCGCAGUUUGUGGCGCGGUAUGGGAAGCUUUUUCAUGAGGAUUUGAAGCGUGUAGGUGUUAUGAGCCCUAUGUUUGACUUUAUUAAGCCAACUAAUAGCAACUUCGGUCUUUAUAAUGCCCUCGUUACUUCGUAUUCACGAGUAUUAAAACCUUCCCUUGGUUCUCCCUUCUUUCUUGAUCGUAUUUUCGACCAUCUUCAAUUGGAGAAGCUGGAGGAGGGAAGUGAGACUGCUAUGAUUGAUUUGUUUGAUUUUGUGGGUGGUGUUGACUUUUUUGCUCACAUGGACGAUGCUCACUAUCCUGCUAUCCUACCACCACCUCAACCCUUUUCAAUGAUAACGCACUUGUCUGAUUUGCAAGCUGAUGAUUCAGCUAUUCAUGAGUGUGUAGGCCAUGCAGAAACCAGUCUUGGGCCUCCUACUAUAAGGAUCACACCCAAGGAGUUCGGUGUUAUUAAGCUCACAGCGUUGUUUGUGGCGCGGUAUCGGAUGCCUUUUCGUCGGGCUUUGAUGAUGAGAGUGGCUAUGAACCCUCUGUUUGAGUUUAUGUUCUUUCUCCCGUCUUCUCUGAAGAAAAGACUACUGUUUACGGACUACCCUUCUCUGACGAAGAGAGUACUGUUUACGGACCCUUCGUUUGGGUUUGUGGAGCCAACCGAGAUCAGGUUCAAUAUUUUCAAUUUGCUUGUUGAUGCGUAUUCCAGAGUAUUAUUCCCUUGCAAAAAGCUGAAGAAGAGUGAUGCUUGUACGAGGGCCGUUGUUGAUUUUUUUCUCAAACUCCUUCACUUGGAGAGGCUGGAGGAGGGAGUGGCGGCUGCUGUGAUCGAUUUGCAUGCUUUUGUGGGUGGUGUUGACCGUUUUGCUCACCUUGAUGAUGAAGAUUAUUCUGCUUCCAUGCCACCACCUGAACGCCUUUCAGUGAUGAUGAACCGGGUAACACUAUCUGAGCCUGAUAUGCUUUUGCAGCUUCCAUUGGGAUCUCAGCUUGCUAGUGUUCGUAAGCAAUACAAAUGUGUAGGCGAUAUCGAUUCUUUAAGGGCUCCUACUCUAAGAAGCGUAACAUUUAGAGUCCCUGGAAAGGGGAUCACACUCAAGGAGCUUGGUAUUAUUAAGCUCACAGCGCAGUUUGUGGUGCGGUAUGGGUAUGAUUUUUGGUGUGUUUUAACGGAUAGAGUGUCUACGAACUCAUUUUUUCAGUUCUUGAAUCCUUUCGAUAAGCAGUUCCGUUUUUACUGUGGGCUUUUACUUGCGUACACCGGAGUGCUAAAACCUUCUAAAAUGCUGAAGAAGCCUGAUGCUUGUACGGUGGCUUUACUUGAGGGGUUUUUCCACCGACUUCAACUGUGGAAGCUGGAGGAGGGAGUGGAAACGGCUAUGAUUGAUUUGCAUGCUUUUGUGUGUGGGGUUGACUGUUUUGCUCACAUGGAGGAUGGCGACUAUUUUGCUAUAAUGGAUCCACCUGAACGCCCUUCAAUAAUGAUAACC